AUGGGUGCCAUUCCGGAACACGACCCCGACGAGCCCGUCGAGACCAAGCCCUUCAAGUUCGUUACUGGUUACGACGCCCGUUUCCCCCAGCAGAACCAGACCAAGCACUGCUGGCAAAACUACGUCGACUACUACAAGUGUGUCGAGGCCAAGGGUGAUGACUUCCGCCCCUGCAAGCAGUUCUACCACGCUUUCCGCUCCCUCUGCCCCAAGGCCUGGACCGACCGCUGGGACGGCCAGCGCGAGGCCGGCAACUUCCCUGCCCACCUUGACCGGUAA
Penicillium atrosanguineum is the source of this 279-nucleotide messenger RNA. RefSeq names its product cytochrome c oxidase subunit VIb. Bases 1 to 279 code for a protein of 92 amino acids. The transcript has 5 exons. Gene Ontology annotation, cellular component: respiratory chain complex IV; mitochondrion. Lineage: Eukaryota; Fungi; Ascomycota; Eurotiomycetes; Eurotiales; Aspergillaceae. The record is from RefSeq and is a predicted model, not a curated record.